Messenger RNA from Sphaeroforma arctica JP610, 3404 nucleotides. RefSeq lists its product as hypothetical. NCBI's taxonomy places the organism in Eukaryota, Ichthyosporea, Ichthyophonida. The annotation marks the transcript as partial. The transcript has a single exon. The record is from RefSeq and is a predicted model, not a curated record.
AUCCUUGGGGCUCAACGGCGCCUUAAAGCCUACACACAGAUAUACACUCGACACAACGACAAAUUAACCGCUCGCUGUAAGAAACAUCUUCAAGAACGCGCGCUGAGCGACAGGGUCUACUAUGACGACAACCAAGUCAAAGGGUCUCGGAGAAGGUCCCUAUUGGGUCUGUCCCACACUUUAACUAAACACGGCAUGCAGACAGGCUCUAACCCCUCGGCUGCUGCCGCUACCACACGCUCUAUGCCUGCGACACCGAAGGACAAGCGAAGGCGCAGCACAGGCACGUGUCCAUAUGUGUGGGAAAAGGCGAAGCUGAUGUUAAACAGAGCGCACACUAGGACUGAAAGCAUGUCUGACCAGCCAGGCCAGCCUAUUCCCGAGGGGGAGGCGCGCCUUCCGGGGGGCUACCCAACUGUGCGGACGAGGUCUGAGGGGUGGAGUGGACAUACGUACAGGGAGAGACCUACUGGCGGUAGGCAUACGGAGGUAGGCACAAGAGUAUAUGUGCACACGCCCGAGUCUCCGGCUGGUGUAUCAGAAGGUACUGGGGAUGCCGAGGAGAUCACACCUGUACCGGAGAGCUCUACCUACCGUCGUAGGCAUAGUACGGGGGCUGUGCGGCCGAGUGCGAAGUUUCAAGCGGAGUCCGCCAAAUCCUCAGUGAGGUCUAUUAAGAGACUCCGUGGGCUGUUUAAAGCCAUCUCCACGCAGCUGACUGGGUUGGUCACUGGCAGUUUUGAGGGUAAUACGGACUCGAAUGGUAGCAGCAAUGGUUCGCCGGUCCAAGCCAGUACAGUGGGUGAAUGCCCUGGUGCGGCAAACGGGCGACGGAAACAUGGUCAGGAAGAUAUGGGCACGACAGAAUCAGCCCAAAAACAUGAUCAGGAAGAGAUGAACAGUAAACGCUGGGCCCAAACUCAGGGUCAUGAAGGAAUAUACAAGGCAAACCUGACAGAAAGAGGGGACGAAAAAGAGUUAAAUGGGCCAAUCUUGAGCCAAAAACGGGGCCACGAAGAUAUAAAAAGGGCAGAUUUGACCCAAAAACGGGACCAAGAGACGAUGGAUAAGCCAGACAUGACCAAAACUCAGGAUCAGGCAGAGAAGAUCAACCCCCAACUACAAGAGUGUGGCGGCGAAGAUACGGCGCACGCAGAUAAGGCUUCUGCUGACGCUGUAGAGUCUGUGCUCAAUCCAAUUGACACAACAACAGUCUCAGAUAGCUUUACUAUAGACUCGGGAGAGCCUACUAUAAUGGGUGGGAAAAUAACAGUCACGAAUGAAGUUACUGCAGACUCGGCAGAGAUACCUACUAGAAUGGGUGACCAAAUAGCAGUCACGGAUGGGAUUACCACAGAUGACUAUAGUACAAGCACCGUUUGGAGUGGCAACAAGACGGCAGCCGUUGGCCGUGAUACCGUGACCACUCUCGACGGUGACGACGAUGUGCUGACCAUCUCGGCCCAUAUAUUGGGUAGUGUGCACCUGCAGUUCGAAGACUUAUUACCUACCACAUACGCGGACUCGCAUUGGGCCCUACUAGAGGGCAUGGACACGCGGAGGAGUCCUAAAACCCUCUCGCAGAUGACUGGAAAGGGCUAUAACUGGGCAAAUAGGGACUCAGAGCGAGACCGAACAGAUGUUUGCAUCUCACCGCCUGGCGAGGAGGCGGAUCGGGACAAUCUCGCCACAGCGCGAGUGUGUACUUCUGUAGCAGAGGUGCAGAAGGGCAAAAAUGGUCCACCGCCGACGAGGACAGGACAGGCCCUAGCCUCCACAGGCGGGGUGCAUCCACCACCGGCAAGCGACUCACAUGCAACUCUUUUGCACCUGCUAAUGGGACAGGAAGGUGCCGCAACUGCGUCGGGAGAAGAUAAGACGGACUCGCCAGUUCUGCAGGGCAUUGUAGGUGUGGGUGCGAGUGUGGAUGUGGAUGGCUACACUCAUCGUACCGCUCAAAGGGGAGGUGAAAGACGGUGUCAGUGUCCGCCUGUAGCCCUCCCUAAGGCCCCCCUCACACACACAAAGACCCAUGCGAGGCGGCACUCCAUCUCAUGUACCGGUUCGGCAGGCGCGUUCUGCUCAGUCAGACACGCCCUACUUGCGGACGGAAUGAGACCUGGCUGGGAUAGUACUGUAAGCAGGUACGAUAUCAUAGCCGCAAUGUUAACAGAGCCCGACGAUAUGGUGUCCCCUGCUCACACAACGGCAUCGGAUGUGUGUAAGCGUGAUGACGAGGCAGUUGGAGGGGGUGAGGGAGAGACGGCUCAACGCAGCACUGUACGGGACGAUACGAAGGUGAAAGGGGACAGUGCACAACCGGGUGAUGCCUUGGGAGAGUAUGGGGCUGUAGAUAUGGCUACUUUACUAGCGAGUCUUUAUACCGAGGGACGCCAAGGGAUGAGUGCCGCGGCCAGUACGCUGAAUCGCAGCCGAACCGAUCCUGGCCAAGAUGCCAAAGGCAAAGACAAGGCGACCGUUGAGGGUCCGCUUAAUCCGCGAGUGAAUGUGGGUGUAGAUAGGGGAGUGGGUGUAGAUAGGGGAGUGGGUGCUGGUAUUGGGAUAAAGGCUCGCAGAAACUCGGUGGGCUGCACUACUGGGGAUGGAUGGAAGGAGUCAGCAGUGUUUGGAAGGAGAAUGGACCCGAGAACACGUUCGCUAUGUACGUGUCCUCAUUGCAAGGUUAGAAACGCGUUAACACCUUGGCGAUCGCGUACUUUAGUUAGAACGACGUCUGCGGGACGGUGCACGGGUCUGUGGAUGCAGAAGCAGAAACAGAGUGAUGUUGAGGUGCAUUCGAGUCCGAAACCGCGCGAAACGGGUGCACCGAUGGUAGUGGACAAGGCCAGUGCCUCACCCUUUUCCUCUCAAACAGGUAGGGCAAGUGAUGAGCCCAGAUCAAACACCAAGGCCACGCGAAGACCCAGCGAUGCAUCAUCUUCCAUACACGAAGAGAGUGUGUAUGUGUGUGAAGCGGAUAACCGGUCUGAAGCCAGCCAACUAUCCCGUGGGUGUGUUACGGGUGCUGCUGUGGCGUAUGGGACACACUUGCAGUCCCCCGGAAGCGUGCAAGCGUGUGCGCCUAAUGUGAAGACUGUCCGAGGACCCGAUGUCCUGAUUGUACCGGUUGAGGUGCUGGAGACGAUUCAGCGACGGGUGAUCCGGUUUCUUUGGACGCAGUAAGGAAUUUGGAUUGGCAUUGGAAACAUUGCCCGUAUACAACUUAGUAUAGAUUUGCAAUUUCUUUUCAUACCCAAUUUGAGUAGUAUUUAGAAUUCGUCUGGAACUCUGAUGUAACGUGGGAUACACAAAUCCUAUCAGGCCGUUGCGAUCUCCCAGGAGGGCGGAUGUACAUUCGCUGAGGUGAAAACCAUUACUAAUUUAAAACCAUUACUAAAUUGGAA